Fusarium poae is the source of this 756-nucleotide messenger RNA. RefSeq lists its product as uncharacterized. The record is from RefSeq and is a predicted model, not a curated record. The transcript is spliced from 2 exons. The coding region runs from base 1 to 756 and encodes 251 amino acids. Gene Ontology annotation, biological process: fatty acid beta-oxidation. Lineage: Eukaryota; Fungi; Ascomycota; Sordariomycetes; Hypocreales; Nectriaceae. Gene Ontology annotation, cellular component: peroxisomal matrix.
AUGUCAGUCAUCGAGGUUGUGUACAAUGGCCCAAUUUCUGUCAUAACACUCAACAAACCCAACAAGUUGAAUGCUUUGACCAAAGAUGAAUUCUACCAGCUCGCGCGCACACUUCAGGAAGUCAGUACACAUGACGAAGUGAUAGCGACUGUCUUGACAGGCAAUGGAAGGUUUUUUUCGGCUGGCGCGGACGUGUCGUUCUCCAGAAAGACACCCGAGGGCACAGACUUGUAUCGACAUAACCUGACCGUCACAGUAGCCAGUAAAAUGAAUCUUGCACGGGCGUUCUAUACGCACCCGAAGAUCUUGGUGGUAGCCCUCAACGGUCCCGUAGUUGGUAUGGCUGCUGCACUCAUUGCUUUCGCCGAUUUUAUUUAUUGCACGCCGGAAACAUAUCUCUUGACACCAUUCGCUAGCUUGGGCCUGAUCAGCGAAGGGGUCUCGUCGAUCGCUUUCGCAGAGCGCAUGGGAAUCUCAAAAGCAAAUGAAGCUCUGAUCCUGUCGAAGCGAAUUGCCAGCAAUGAGUUGAUUCAAGCGGGUUUUGUGAACCAGAUAUUCGAUUGCCCCGCGGAUUUAUUUCGGAGUGAGGUUCUAAAGGAGGUCAAGGAAAGGUUUCACGAUGGUUUGAAUGCUUCAAGCAUGUUGGAGAUUAAGAAGAUGAUUAGACAGCGAUCGAGACGGGAACUGGAUGCGCAGAAUGUUGAUGAGGUGUUUGGAGCUCUGGAAAGAAACGUUCAAGGCAUUCCACAGAAAUAG